This is a messenger RNA of Onychomys torridus (southern grasshopper mouse), 8002 nucleotides long. RefSeq names its product discs large MAGUK scaffold protein 5 (gene Dlg5). Lineage: Eukaryota; Metazoa; Chordata; Mammalia; Rodentia; Cricetidae. Gene Ontology annotation, biological process: regulation of apoptotic process. The transcript is spliced from 33 exons. The record is from RefSeq and is a predicted model, not a curated record. The coding region runs from base 552 to 6377 and encodes 1941 amino acids. Gene Ontology annotation, molecular function: protein binding.
UGCCACCUCCUCCAGGCCGAAGGCGGGCCCCGGAGGAGAGAGGCAAGAGGGGCGGGCCACGGUUGUGCGGGCCGCGGCGUGGGAGCCUGGGUGAGCCCCGGCAGGAGCCGUCGGGCGCCUGGCGAUCACCCCCCGUACCCCACCGCCCCGCGGCGGUCGCAGUGUGCUGAGAGGCGGUGGGCACGAAGGCGGAGCGGGAGGGGGCAUGCUUGGCUGCUGCGAGGCCUCCGGGCGCGCCCGGGCCGUCGUCCCCACCUCCGCCUCCUCCUUCUCCUCCUCCGUCUCCUCCUCCUCUUCCAGUCCCGCCGCCGCCGCCGCCGCCGCUGCCGCCGCAGCCAACAUGGCUGCGCCCCGGAGUCCGGGAGGCGGCCGCUGAGAACUGCCCGAUCCUUCGGGCCCAAGGCUCGCAGGCCCCAGCCCAUGGGCCCCGCCGCCUCGCGGCUCCCGGUGCGUUAGGCUGCCGCCCAGCUCGGCGUGCAGCCCGCCGGCCUCAGGGAGCCCCGGCGCCGUCCGGCGGGGCGGGGCGGGGCGGCGCGGCGCGGGCCGCCACCAUGGAGCCGCAGCGCCGGGAGCUGCUCGCCCAGUGUCAGCAGAGCCUGGCCCAGGCCAUGACCGAGGUGGAGGCCGUGCUCGGGCUGCUGGAGGCCGCGGGAGCGCUGAGUCCGGGCGAGCGGCGGCAGCUGGACGAGGAGGCUGGAGGCGCCAAGGCGGAGCUGUUGCUCCAGCUGCUUUUAGCCAAGGAGCAGGACCACUUCCAGGACCUGCGCGCCGCGCUGGAGAAGACACAGCCUCACCUGCUGCCCAUUCUCUACCUGAACGGCGUCGUCGGGCCGCCGCAGUCGGCAGAUGGUGCGGGCUCCACCUACAGUGUCCUGUCCAUCAUGCCCUCAGACUCAGAGAGCAGCAGCUCCCUCAGCAGUGUGGGAACUACUGGGAAGGCACCGUCCCCGCCACCCCUCCUCACUGAGCAGCAGGUCAAUGACAAGGUAGAGAACCUCUCCAUUCAGCUACGGCUGAUGACCCGUGAGAGGAAUGAGCUACGCAAGCGCCUGGCCUUCGCCACCCAUGGAGCCACCUUUGACAAGAGGCCCUACCACAGGCUGAAUCCUGAUUAUGAGAGGCUAAAGAUCCAGUGUGUGCGGGCCAUGUCGGACCUGCAGAGUUUACAGAAUCAGCACACCAACGCCUUGAAGAGGUGCGAGGAGGUGGCCAAGGAGACAGACUUCUAUCACACCCUGCACAGCCGGCUCCUGAGUGACCAGACUCAGCUGAAGGAUGACGUGGACAUGCUGAGACGGGAGAACGGGAAGCUGCUGCGUGAGCGGAAUCUUCUGCAGCAGUCCUGGGAGGACAUGAAACGUCUCAGAGAGGAGGACCAGAAGGAGAUAGGUGACCUCCGGGCCCAGCAGCAGCAGGUGCUGAAGCACAAUGGUUCGUCCGAGAUCCUCAACAAGCUGUAUGACACGGCCAUGGACAAGCUUGAAGUGGUUAAGAAGGACUACGAUGCCCUGCGGAAGAGGUACAGCGAAAAGGUCGCCAUGCACAACUCAGAUCUGAGCCGCCUGGAGCAGCUGGGAGAGGAGAACCAGCGCUUGCAAAAACAGACAGAGAUGUUAACCCAGCAGAGGGACACAGCCAUCCAGUUGCAGCACCAGUGUGCUCUCUCUCUGAGGAGGUUUGAGACAAUCCACCACGAGCUGAGCAAGGCCACAGCCCAGAACAAGGACCUACAAUGGGAGAUGGAGCUGCUGCAGUCUGAGCUGACAGAGCUGAGAAGCAAGCAAGUGAAAACUGCCAAGGAGUCUGAGAAGUACAAGGAGGAGCGUGACGCUGUGUACAGCGAGUAUAAGCUCAUCAUGAGCGAGCGCGACCAGGUCAUCUCCGAGCUGGACAAACUGCAGACAGAGGUGGAGUUGGCGGAGUCCAAGCUCAAGAGCAGCACGUCUGAGAAGAAGGCAGCCAGCGAGGAGAUGGAGGCCCUGCGACAGAUCAAAGACACAGUGACCAUGGAUGCUGGCAGAGCCAACAAAGAGGUGGAGAUCCUCCGAAAGCAGUGCAAGGCAUUGUGCCAGGAGCUGAAGGAAGCCCUCCAGGAAGCAGACGUGGCCAAGUGCCGGCGGGACUGGGCCUUUCAGGAGCGGGACAAAAUUGUGGCAGAGCGUGACAGCAUCCGGACCCUGUGUGACAAUCUGAGGCGCGAGCGGGACCGGGCUGUGAGUGAGCUAGCUGAAGCCCUUCGUAGCCUGGAUGACACCCGGAAGCAGAAGAAUGAUGUCAGCCGUGAACUUAAGGAACUCAAGGAGCAGAUGGAGUGCCAGCUGGAGAAGGAGGCCCGGUUCCGGCAGCUGAUGGCCCACAGUUCCCACGAUUCAGCCAUCGACACAGACUCCAUGGAGUGGGAAACAGAAGUUGUGGAGUUUGAGAGAGAGACGGAGGAUGUUGAUCUGAAAGCACUUGGCUUUGACAUGGCAGAAGGUGUGAACGAGCCUUGUUUCCCUGGGGACUGUGGCAUAUUUGUUACUAAAGUGGACAAAGGAAGCAUCGCUGACGGUCGCUUAAGGGUCAACGACUGGCUGCUGAGAAUUAAUGACGUGGACCUCAUCAACAAGGACAAGAAGCAGGCCAUCAAGGCACUCCUCAAUGGAGAGGGAGCCAUCAACAUGGUCGUGAGGCGGAGGAAGUCCCUGGGUGGGAAGGUCGUCACUCCUCUACACAUCAACCUUAGUGGACAGAAAGACAGUGGCAUCAGUUUGGAGAAUGGAGUGUACGCUGCUGCUGUGGUACCCGGAAGCCCUGCUGCCAAAGAGGGGUCUCUCGCCGUGGGAGACAGGAUUGUUGCGAUCAAUGGUAUUGCACUGGACAAUAAAUCUCUGAAUGAAUGUGAAUCUCUGCUGCGGAGCUGUCAGGACUCCUUGACCCUCUCCCUCCUGAAGGUGUUCCCCCAGAGCUCCUCGUGGAGUGGCCAGAACAUCUUCGAAAAUAUUAAGGACUCAGACAAGAUGCUGAGUUGUCGCUCCCAUGGCCCAGAGGUCCAGGCACAUAACAAACGGAACUUGUUACAGCACAAUAACUCCACGCAGACUGACAUCUUCUACACAGAUGGGCUGGAGGACAGGAAGGAGCUGGGUGCCCCUGGGGGCAGUAGUUCUUUUCUGCACAAACCUUUCCCUGGAGCCUCGUCUCCAGCCUCCCCUCAGGCCUGUCCUAGCACCUCUGAGCGUAGUCUGAACUCAUUCCGCUCUGAUGCCUCUGCUGAACGUGGCUACGGGCUGGUGGACGUGCAGAGCCAGCGGCCACUGCUGUCUUUUGAGACUGACGUGGGCUCCUGUGGGGUAGUAGAGGCUCCCCUGGACAAGGUAGAGCCCGAUGGCUCCAACAGUGGUGGGACCUGGCCCAAGGCUGUGCUUGGCUCCACCUCAGGGCCUGAGAAGCUCUCCGUGUACAAGAAGCCCAAGCAAAGGAAGUCCAUCUUUGACCCAAAUACUUUCAAGCGCCCACAGACGCCUCCCAAAAUAGACUACCUGCUUCCAGGCCCUGGGCUUGCUCACUCCCCCCAGCCCUCCAAAAGGGUAGGGUCUCUGACACCCCCGAAGCCUCCCAGGAGAAGUGACUCUAUCAAGUUCCAACACAGGCUGGAGACCAGUUCUGAGUCAGAGGCCACUUUGGUGGGCAGCUCACCUUCCACCAGCCCUCCAAGUGCCCCACCCCCCGGCAUAGACCCCGACGAACCCAUGCAUGCUUCACCCACUCGCAAGGCCAGGGUCCGCAUCGCCUCCAGCUACCAUACUGAAGGGGAUGGAGACACCUCCUACCUGCCUGCCAAAAAGUCCUGUGAUGAGGACCUCACCUCCCAGAAAGUGGAUGAGCUGGGACAGAAGCGGCGCAGGCCAAAGUCUGCCCCUAGUUUUCGGCCCAAGAUCUCUCCAGUAGUGAUCCCUGCUCAGUGCCUGGAGGAACAGGAGUGUAUUCCAGCCAGCGGAGAGCUCUCCCCAGAGGUCCAGGAAUGGUCCCUGUACUCACCAGGGCACGCUAGCCGUCAUGGCAACCCCCCACUCUACCCCAACCGGCCAUCUGUGGGCACUGUCCCCCGGAGUAUGACCCCCAGCACCACUGUGAGCUCCAUCCUUCGGAACCCCGUCUAUACUGUGCGCAGCCACAGGGUGGUUCCCUGUGGUUCUCCACCCGUGUCCCGUGACGCCAGCCACCAGGGCUUGUCUCCCAGUGUCCAGCACCAGGGACGCCUCAGCCUGGACCUGAGUCCCAGGGCCUGCAGCGACUACCCCGACAUGAGAGCCUCCCAGGGUUCCAACUCCCUGCCCUCCAGUGCCCGUCUUGGGUCUUCCAGUAACCUGCAGUUCAAGGCAGAGCGGAUUAAGAUCCCAUUAACACCAAGAUAUCCCCGGUCUGUCAUGGGCUCUGACAGAGGUUCAUUGUCACAUUCUGAAUGCAGCACUCCUCCCCGGUCCCCGCUGAACGUUGAUACCCUGUCCUCCUGUAACCAGCCUCAGACCUCAGCCUCCACAUUGCCCAGAAUUGCUGUCAACCCCACUUCCCAUGGGGAGCGGAGAAAGGACAGAUCCCUUCUGAGGCUGCCCGUGGCCAUUAGGCCCAGGUCCUCCUCGCUGAGGAGUCUGAGGCCUUAUCUGGAGGAGCCACGCCACGUGAAGGUGCAGAAGGGUUCAGAGCCUCUGGGAAUCUCCAUUGUGAGUGGAGAGAAGGGUGGUAUCUAUGUCUCCAAGGUGACCAUAGGGAGCAUCGCCCACCAAGCCGGCCUUGAGUAUGGGGACCAGUUACUUGAGUUCAAUGGGAUAAACCUGAGGAGUGCCACCGAGCAACAGGCCCGGCUAAUCAUCGGACAGCAGUGUGACACCAUCACCAUCCUGGCCCAGUACAACCCACACAUUCACCAGCUCAACAGCCACUCCCACUCCAGCUCCCACCUGGACCCUGCUGCCAACCCCCACUGUACUCUCCAGGGCAGCAGUGCAGUAACCCCAGAUCAUCCCUCUGUCAUUGACCCACUGAUGGAACAGGAUGAAGGCCCUGGCACGCCCCCAGCCAAGCAAAGCACCCCCAGCUCCAGGAUUGUGGGAGAUACCAGCAAGAAGACCCCUGAACCCCGCAUUGUUUUCAUCAAGAAAUCCCAGUUGGACCUGGGGGUGCACUUGUGUGGUGGGAACCUGCAUGGGGUGUUUGUGGCUGAGGUAGAAGAUGACAGUCCUGCCAAGGGUCCCGAUGGCCUCGUGCCAGGGGACCUCAUCCUUGAGUAUGGCAACCUGGAUGUGCGCAGCAGGACGGUGGAGGAUGUCUAUGUGGAGAUGCUGAAACCUAAGGAUCAUAUCCGCCUGAAGGUGCAGCACCGCCAUGAGGAUUUCAACAGAAUCAAGGGCCUGCCUGGUGACAGCUUCUACAUCAGGGCCCUGUAUGACCGUCUGGCAGAGGUGGAGCCUGAACUGAGCUUUAAGAAAGACGACAUCCUGUAUGUGGAUGACACAUUGCCCCAGGGCAUGUUUGGGUCCUGGAUGGCUUGGCAGCUGGAUGAGAAUGCCCAGAAGAUCCAGCGUGGGCAGAUUCCCAGCAAAUAUGUGAUGGACCAGGAGUUCUCAAGGAGGCUCAGCAUGUCUGAGGUCAAAGAUGACAACACAGCAAAGACGCUGUCGGCAGCUGCACGGCGGUCCUUCUUCCGGAGGAAACAUAAACACAAACGCAGUGGGUCCAAAGAUGGCAAGGACCUGCUCACCCUGGACACCUUUUCCAAUGACUCCAUUCCACUCUUUGAAGACUCGGUGAGCCUGGCCUAUCAGCGGGUCCAGAAGGUGGACUGUACCUCUCUGCGGCCUGUCCUCAUCCUGGGGCCUUUUCUGGAUGUAGUGAAAGAGAUGCUGGUAAAUGAAGCACCUGGCAAGUUCUGCAGAUGCCCGCUUGAGGUAAUGAAGGCCUCCCAGCAAGCCAUUGAGCGGGGUGUCAAAGACUGCCUGUUUGUGGACUACAAGCGGAGGAGUGGCCAUUUCGAUGUUACCACUGUGGCUUCGAUAAAGGAGAUCACAGAAAAGAACCGGCACUGUCUUCUGGACAUCGCCCCGCAUGCCAUUGAGAGGCUGCAUCACAUGCACAUCUACCCCAUUGUCAUCUUCAUCCGAUACAAGAGCGCCAAGCACAUCAAGGAGCAGAGAGACCCUGUCUACCUGAGGGACAAGGUGACGCAGAGGCAUUCCAAAGAGCAAUUUGAGACGGCGCAGAGGAUCGAUCAAGAGUACAGCAGGUACUUCACAGGGGUCGUCCAAGGUGGAGCCCUCUCUGGCAUUUGCACUCAAAUCCUGGCAAUGGUCAAUGAAGAACAAAGUAAAGUCCUGUGGGUCCCCGCUUGCCCACCCUAACAGAAAGCUCUGCCAGAUGCACCUCCAUGACCAGAUGGUGGGGAGAGCUGGCUGGCCCUCGCCCAGCCACUAGAGGUCUGUCUGUCUGUGGACAAGGUGGGAAGGACCCGGAACCAGGACUCUAGGAACACCUCCUUUGUAGAUGGAGAGCCACCAAGAUUUGGCCCAGCUGGUGGAUGGCACUACUCACACAUCCACUUUGAAACAAAAAACCAGAAACACAAAAGACUUGAUCCUCCCGUAGCCAGCUGAGCAGAGGUGCUGUGCCCAGGACCUACCUUGCUGAUCACAAGUUUACAAGCCUUUUCUAAGUAUUUGGUGGUCUAUGUUUACUUGAAUGGCUCCAUGUUGUCGGUGCCCAGCCCCUGAUCCCAACCCCUCUGUCACUCACUCCCUGUUGGUUUGAUGUUCCUGUCUUGGGCAGGACAUUUCUGGAACCUCGUUCAGGGGGAGCUGCUUUGCUACAGGAGGUUCCUGUCAGUGGGACCAGAGCUUUGACAGACUUCCUGCUCCUCAGUGGCCCCUCUCCUGGAAGACAUCACAACUGCAGGUGCUCAGACCAUUGUUGGUACCAGAACCAGUGCCUUGGUGAGCCAACUGGCCAUGGCAGCACUUUCCUCCUCCACCUGGAAGGCAGCUUUGGCAUUCUUGCAGAUUCACCUCUUGGCCUUUCUCCUGCCUUCCUGGCCUCUUGUCUCUUCUCCGGCUGCAUUUGUAUUCAAGCAUCAUGUCUAGUCCAUUAAGGUUCCUCAGUUGGGUCCUCAGCAGGGGGCACGGGCAUGCCAUUGGUUCCUGUAGGCUCUGAGAUGCCUGGCAGCCUUUGUUGGCGCAAGGAUGCAGGGUAACCCUUACACUGGCACAGGUGUACCAGCCCUUUCUGGCGUGAAACUCUUCAUGUCACAGACUUUGAAAUAAGGGCUUGUAGUGAGUAUAAUGGUUAGACUCAUCUAUUGAAAGUGUAAGAAGAAAACCUGAGUGUUUUUCCAUCUUGGUUGCAACAUUCUCAGCCUGACUCCAUGAGGACAUCUCUGUUCUUUGUUGGGUUUCUUUUCUUUUUCUUUCUUUCUUUCUUUUAAACCCAUUUUUCUUUCCCCCCUCGCUCCCCCCUUCUGAUGCCCUAUCUAUCUGCUGAAGAGCUGAUGCGGUCCCUUCUUCAACUGUGUGUCCUAUUAAUAGGUACUGUACUGGGUUCUGUGUGUCAUUGGGGUAGGACCUAUAUUUUAAUACUGUUCCGAACAUUUCAUUUUACUAGCAAGAAAUCUUUGAUUUCACUUUAUUCUUUGUAAUUCUAGAUUAGAUUGUAGUUUAGCCAUUAUUGACGAUUUUUUUUAAAAGGGAUAUAUUUUCUUGCACAGCUGUUUAAAGAGAGUCUCAGCCCUCAAGGCUGUUCUGUGCCUUCCGGGCACACCUUUUCCAGCUCAGACAACUGAGAGACGCUGCCUCUCAAGGUCUUACUCUACAGUUGCGGGCCAAGGACUAUUUCCCUGGUCAUACAUAUGCCUGCUUCCUCUGUCAGCGGACAGGCAGGUAUGGAUCUGACAGGUGGGUCAUGCUGUACUAAAAUGUUACUUUGUAUCAAAAACAAACCAGACUUCAGUACGACAAAUAAAGGUCAGUUUGUGUAA